Messenger RNA from Entrophospora sp. SA101, 441 nucleotides. The record is from the annotation of a GenBank genome assembly. Lineage: Eukaryota; Fungi; Glomeromycota; Glomeromycetes; Entrophosporales; Entrophosporaceae.
AUGUUGGAUCGAAUUGGUGAAACGUUUGUAGCACUGGAAGAAGCAGUAUCAACAGGAUUGAUUCGUUCUUAUGGUAUUAGUUCCAAUAGUUUUUCUGUUCCUCCUGAGGAUAAGCAUUUCCUACCUUUCGAGGAUCUUAUUGAACGUGCAAAAAAUGCUUCUAGAUUUGUCAGAGGCACUGAAAAACAUGGAUUUGCAGCCAUACAACUUCCAGGAAAUUUAUUAGAACAAUAUGGAUUAAAAACUACAGCCAAAUGGGCAAAAGAGAAUGGAUUAAAGGUGUUUAUUAACAGACCACUUAAUGCCUUUAAUGAUGAAGGUGGAUUUCGCUUAGCAAGUUAUCCUAAAACUAAAAGAAUGGAGGAAAAUGGAGGAAAAUGGAAAAUGGAAAAUGGAGAAUUGAAUGGAGCGGAAUUAAAUACAACAAUACAAUACAAUUAA